ACAGAGGAACCGAGAAGAAGACGAGGCUCACUCAGGGCAGAAGCUCCCUGAUUAAAGCACCCAGCAGACACCGGUGGUGGUCGGUGAUAUCUUGCCGAAGAACCCUAAACAAACUACUAACCAUGAAGAACGAAGGUAUAGAGGGCAUGGAGAGGUUCCUGAGCCCGGGCAGCGGCAGAGGCCUGCGGGCGCUGAGGCACUUCACGGAGGGGGAGCUGGUGUUCGCCUGCCCUGCCUACUCAUACGUGUUGACAGUGAAUGAGAGGGGAGCCCACUGUGAGCACUGCUUCUCCAGGAGAGAAGACCUUUUCAAGUGUGGCAAGUGUAAGCAGGCUUACUACUGCAAUGUUGACUGUCAGAGAGGCGAUUGGCCCAUGCAUAAGCUGGAGUGUGUAGCUAUGAAUGCCUAUGGGGAAAACUGGUGUCCAUCAGAGACGGUCAGACUGGUGGCUCGAAUCAUCGUGAAACAGAGAGUCACAACAGAGCGCACCCCUUCAGAAAGGCUGCUACUGCUCAGAGAGUUUGAAUCCCAUUUAGAUAAGAUGGACAGUGAGAAGGACGAGAUGAACCAGACAGACAUAGCAGCGCUGCACCACUUCUACUCCAGACACAUUGGUGACCUUCCUGACAAACAGGCUCUCACUGAGCUAUUUGCACAGGUUAACUGUAAUGGUUUCACUAUAGAGGAUGAGGAGCUCUCACAUCUGGGAUCAGCUGUUUUUCCCGAUGUAGCACUGAUGAAUCACAGCUGUAGUCCUAAUGUCAUAGUGACCUAUAAAGGCACAGUGGCGGAGGUCAGAGCUGUCCAAGAGAUAAACCCUGGCGAUGAGAUAUUUAACAGCUACAUAGACCUGCUCUAUCCAACAGAGGACAGGAAAGAGAGGUUGUUAGAUUCCUACUUCUUCACAUGCCAGUGUACGGAGUGCACCACCACGUCUAAGGACAACGCAAAAAUGGAGAUCAGGAAGCUAAGUUCUCCACCAGAGCCAGAGGAAAUCCGAUCCAUGGUCCGUUAUGCCAAGAAUGUCAUUGAGGAGUUCAGGAGAGCCAAACACUACAAGACCCCCAGUGAGCUGCUGGAGAUGUGUGAGUUUAGCCAGGAGAAGAUGGGAGCUAUAUUUGCAGACACCAACGUCUACAUGCUGCACAUGAUGUAUCAGGCCAUGGGUGUCUGUCUCUACAUGCAGGACUGGGACGGAGCAAUGAGCUACGGAGAGAAGAUCAUACAACCAUACAGUGUUCACUACCCAGCUUACUCUCUGAAUGUGGCGUCUAUGUAUCUGAAACUGGGACGUCUGUAUUUGGGGCUUGAAAAGAAGACACAGGGAGUCAAAGCGCUGAAGAAGGCAGUUGCCAUCAUGGAGGUGGCUCAUGGGAAAGAUCACAAUUAUGUAGCGGAAGUCAAACGAGAAAUCGAGGAGCAGAAGUAAAUGAGGUGCAGCAUGAGGAGCAAAAAGAAGAAAGAAACAGGCACUGGAUUAAUGGAACCUCUUUUAAAGCAACAACAACAUAAAUACACAUCACAACUGCAUGUCAUGCAUCUUAAACUGGUCCGUGUUUCACACCUCUUUGUGGGCAGUUUUUUUUUUUUUUUUUCUUCAAGUCUACAUAUGACUGGGAGCUGAGGAUGACCAUGUUUUGUACCUGCAGCUCUCCACUUACUUUUAGAUCUGGUCUGGAAAGCAAAACGCUUAGGGUUUAAAUGCUUGGAAUGAAAAAAUGUGACUGAAAUACUUUUUUGUGAUGAAGCUCAUUAAACCAUUCAACACCAAUACUGUAAUUAAAGAAAUGUCAUCAGUGGGGG
Etheostoma cragini (Arkansas darter) is the source of this 1804-nucleotide messenger RNA. RefSeq names its product SET and MYND domain containing 2a (gene smyd2a). The transcript is spliced from 12 exons. The record is from RefSeq and is a predicted model, not a curated record. Lineage: Eukaryota; Metazoa; Chordata; Actinopteri; Perciformes; Percidae. The coding region runs from base 123 to 1430 and encodes 435 amino acids. Gene Ontology annotation, cellular component: nucleus. Gene Ontology annotation, molecular function: protein binding.